GUCGCUCUCAUCGAUAAAAGAGAGUUCAGAAGAAGGCCAGAGUUUGUUCGUUUUGAUUGCAUUAUGUCGCGUUUGUUAUGUCUAGAAUGAAAAACGUUAUGCAUAUAUUUGAAGUUUAAUAAAAAAUGAAGGAGAAGAAACUUACCAGAAAGUGCAGAAAGUACUUCAGAGUGUAGAGAGAGUAGACAUAACCUUCUUGCAAAGUGGAGAGUUCGAUCUUUUCUGUAGUGCGGCGUAAUAACAAAUACAUGUUCUUUUUACGAUAGUUUGCUGAUAAUUUGUUAACAAGGAAGUAUCACGAGUAGAGGAAAAUACAUAUGUAAUCAGUGGUGAUAUAUAGUGCGUUGCGCGUUGACAACUCGAGACGUCAAUGAAAAGCCAAAACAAUGGAUAAAAUUUUUAAGUCUAUUCGUACGAAUCGACCGGCAUUGCUUAGAACUUUAACGAACGACCAAUGCAUACAGGCAUCAAAUAAAUUGUGUUUGGAGCGAUGUGCACCCGCAAUUAAUAGAAUAUUAUCAACGCAAGAAUAUUCGACGGCUUUUCCAGUUAGCGGCAGGUAUUUGUACAGCGCAAGCGCAGAAAAUGCAGUUUGCACAUUAUUUUCUAGACACAGGCCUCCAAUAUCCAGUCAACAAAAACGCAAUAUGUUUAUUCAAACGCAGGAUACACCAAAUCCAAAUAGCCUAAAAUUUAUCCCAGGGGUAUCUGUAUUGGGGGAAGGAUGCACGAAAGAUUUUCCAAGUGCUAAAGACGCGUAUUGUUCACCGCUUGCAAAAAUGUUAUUUCGUAUUGAGGGAGUAAAAGCUAUCUUUUUUGGGCCUGACUUUAUCACAGUCACUAAGCUCGAUGAGGAUAUAGAAUGGAAAUUAUUAAAACCAGAAGUAUUUGCCACUGUCAUGGACUUUUUUGCGAGUGGGUUACCAAUCAUGGAUGAGUCUCAACCUGCAGCAGAUACACAAAUUAGCACAGAUGAUGAUGAGGUUGUCCAGAUGAUAAAAGAAUUGCUGGACACACGAAUACGUCCCACGGUGCAAGAAGAUGGCGGUGACAUUGUAUUCAUGGGCUUUGAGGAAGGUAUAGUAAAACUGAAGAUGCAGGGUUCCUGCACGAAUUGCCCGAGUUCAGUAGUGACGCUAAGGAAUGGUGUGCAAAACAUGAUGCAAUUCUACAUACCCGAAGUACUCGGAGUUAUACAGGUGGAGGACGAAACGGACAAGAUCACGGAGAAAGAAUUCCAGAAAUUGGAAGAAAAAAUCAACAAAGUAGAAAAGGCUAAAGAAAAAUAGAUUUUGACAGUAAUUAUCAACGAGUGCGAUUUCGUGCAUCAUCUUGUAUAAUCUCGUGGUAGUAAAAUGUCGUGCAUCUCGACGUUACCGCUUAAAGUAUGUAAAUAAAGAAAGCAACACAAGUUAGAUCUCUCAA
This is a messenger RNA of Odontomachus brunneus, 1425 nucleotides long. Its product is annotated as NFU1 iron-sulfur cluster scaffold homolog, mitochondrial-like. The transcript is spliced from 5 exons. Gene Ontology annotation, biological process: iron-sulfur cluster assembly. Gene Ontology annotation, cellular component: mitochondrion. Bases 387 to 1289 code for a protein of 300 amino acids. The record is from RefSeq and is a predicted model, not a curated record. Gene Ontology annotation, molecular function: iron-sulfur cluster binding; iron ion binding. Lineage: Eukaryota; Metazoa; Arthropoda; Insecta; Hymenoptera; Formicidae.